This is a messenger RNA of Urocitellus parryii (Arctic ground squirrel), 1540 nucleotides long. RefSeq names its product superoxide dismutase 3 (gene Sod3). Gene Ontology annotation, biological process: superoxide metabolic process. The record is from RefSeq and is a predicted model, not a curated record. Gene Ontology annotation, molecular function: copper ion binding. Lineage: Eukaryota; Metazoa; Chordata; Mammalia; Rodentia; Sciuridae.
CUGCAUUCCUCCAGUGGCCAGUGCUGCUCGGGCUCCGGCUCCGCAGGAGGGAAAGUGCUCUUGGAAGUGCUGCAGAGGUGCCUGACCCCGGCCAUGCUGGCCCSGCUGUGCUGCUGCCUGCUCCUGGCGGCCCGUCUCUCGGACACCUGGAAUGUCCCCGAGUCCGCGGGGCCCGGCUCCGAAGUGGCAGAGCAGAUCCGCGACAUGUACGCCAAAGUGCUGGAGAUCUGGCAGGAGGUCGCGCAGCGGCGGCCGGCGGCCGGCGGGCCAGACGCGGCGCUCCACGCCGUCUGCCGGGUGCAGCCGUCCGCCUCGCUGGACGCCGCGCAGCCGCGGGUGAGCGGCCUGGUCCUCUUCCGGCAGCCGGCGCCGGGAGCCAAGCUCGAGGCCUUCUUCGACCUGGAGGGCUUCCCGGCCGAGCCCAACAGCUCCAGCCGCGCCAUCCACGUGCACCAGUUCGGGGACCUGAGCCAGGGCUGCGAGUCCACCGGGCCGCACUACAACCCGCUGGGGGCGCCGCACCCGCGGCACCCGGGCGACUUCGGCAACUUCGCCGUGCGCGACGGCCGCCUCUGGAAGUACCGCGCCGGCCUGGCCGCCUCGCUCGCCGGCCCGCACUCCAUCAUGGGUCGCGCCGUGGUGGUCCACGCCGGCGAGGACGACCUGGGCCGCGGCGGCAACCAGGCCAGCGUGGAGAACGGCAACGCCGGCCGCCGGCUCGCCUGCUGCGUGGUGGGCGCCAGCGGCCCCGCGCCCUGGGCGCGCCUGGCGCAGGAGCACGCGGAGCGCAGGAAGCGGCGGCGCGAAAGCGAGUGCAAGGCCGACUGAGCGCCACCCAGUCCCCUGUGUCCCCAGCCAAGGCCCGUCACCUUGCUGCCCCUCACCUGACACACCCCAGAGCCCCCCACGCCCAGGCCCCCGGGUACUGGAGAGCUCCCUCCGCCCCUUAGACACCCUGUAUACCCCAGGACCCUUCACACGGAGACACCUCCACGGACCCCAGACCUCUCUGCUCCGGAGACGCCCCCACGUUCACUGAGAACCCCUCUGUGUCCAUAGAAAAGUCCAUCGCCCUAGAUACCCCUCUGCCUCUGAGUCCCUCUGCGUCCAGGGACACCCUAUACCCUGAAGUAUCCUCCAUGAGUGCAAGAGGGCCACACACGAUCUCUGAGCCGCUGCCCUCCAAUAUCUCUGUGUUCCCUGCACACACCCCUCCCCUGCACCCCAAGGCGCAUUGAAAUACGCCAUCCACUGGAGUCCCUUCUCCUGUGGUCACUUUCCUCCCUGACCUUCAGCCCCCACCUACUGCCUAAGACCCCUCUCUGUCCUGAGGACCUUCUCCUCCCCACUUUUCUUUAUUCCUAGGCCCUCUGAGAGUCCUCUAAGGCUUCCUUGGGCCCUUCUCUCCUGCUCACAACCCCCGUGCAGUGCCGCCCUGUUAGGUCUCUGGCCUCCGCCUUCUGCUGUCUCCCAGACAGCCCGAGAGCGCUGCUCUUUGGGGGGAUGUUUAGCGAUUUUGUGUUGCACAUUAAAAAUGCAG